This is a messenger RNA of Metschnikowia bicuspidata var. bicuspidata NRRL YB-4993, 538 nucleotides long. RefSeq lists its product as uncharacterized. The record is from RefSeq and is a predicted model, not a curated record. The transcript has a single exon. Lineage: Eukaryota; Fungi; Ascomycota; Pichiomycetes; Serinales; Metschnikowiaceae. The coding region runs from base 55 to 447 and encodes 130 amino acids.
CAAUGUCAUCAAACAUACAACACUCAUCAACAUACAAUAUUCAUCAAACAUACAAUGUCAUUAAACAUACAAUAUUCAUCAAACACACAAUGUCAUCAAACAUACAAUAUUCAUCAAACACACUAUGUCAUCAAACAUACAAUGUCAUCAAACAUACAACACUCAUCAACAUACAAUAUUCAUCAAACAUACAAUGUCAUUAAACACACUAUGUCAUCAAACAUACAAUAUUCAUCAAACAUACAAUAUUCAUCAAACACAAAACAUUCCUCAACCAUACAAUCAACACACCAUGCUCAUCAAAUAACAAGGCAAGAGCGAACAUUCCAAACCCUCGCACCCUCGCCUAACCAGAUCUACCCCGACCAAAGAAAAGAAACGGCUGUUCCUGCAGACACGCGCCGCUCCGCCCAGCGUGCGACUGGAAACCAGCGCCAAAUUCUCUAGCUUCUCACUCCUCUUCCACACAAAACCUCACAAAAUCCCACCCUUGCCAUCCCAGAUCCACACAACGACGCCGGCCCCAAAUCAGACCGGG